AUGACAGUAUCACAAAAGAUCAAGUUUAAAAAGGAAUUAAAAGACUUUUUGGAAGCAAAAACUAAUCAGAUGUAUCCUGAAAGUUUUAAUAUUCGAGUAGACAAUAAAGUUGAAGCAGAAAUUUAUUCAACAACAAUUAAACAUUAUGUCCCUCCACAUUUUACAUUUCGGCAUUUCUGCCCUCAAAAUAUUUCAUAUUUCCCAAUUAUUUCUUUAAUUGGAGGAUCUCUAUCAAUUCGAGCACAUUACCGGUCAAUCAACACUACCGGCGAUUUACAUGUUCAAAUUGGGGCAAUGAGUGCUGAAUACGAAAAAUCAACUAAUUCCAAAAUUGUCGAGUGCUACUCGAAAGUCGGACUUGUAAAUGUUCUUUUUAACCCCGAAUUGAGUUUAGAAGUGGACAAGGCAUUAGCUGAAGAUGUUAGAGACAAAAUUAAAGAAGUAUUGUGUAAUCAACUGACGAAAUUUGUUGAGCAAAACGAACAGAAAAUCAAAGAAUAA
Meloidogyne enterolobii is the source of this 501-nucleotide messenger RNA. Lineage: Eukaryota; Metazoa; Nematoda; Chromadorea; Rhabditida; Meloidogynidae. The record is from the annotation of a GenBank genome assembly.